GUUGAAAGCUUACCAUUAGAGAUGCGUUUAGAAGAAGAAUCAAACAAGUGUCUGGGCAAAUACUCCCACUAACUCCCAAGAUUCAAGAAUAAUCUCGACAUAAUGAUCUUAUCUUUAUUCAAACUCUCUUGUGCCAGUAUUUUGAACCCAAAUCAACUUCUUGUAUCAAGAGCGGCAUGAUUUUUUUAGCAAAUCUGGAAUGAUUUCGCACCUCUUUCUUCAUCAAUAAUUGCAAUACCAAUUGCAUAGAAGCCGAUAGCGCAGCCGUUCAGCGGCGGCGGUUGCCAGAAGUAUGAUAUAUAAUUGAUGUCUAGUGGUAAGGUGUGGUGAGGGAGGUCUGAUGACAGAGACCAGUGGUGAAGGAUCUGUGAUGGAGUUCGGAAGUAUGAUAGCGGGGCCCGGUGGCGAAGGGCCGAUGGUGGAAUCUAGCAGCAGCGAAGGUCUGAUGGCAGAGUCUAUUCCAUGGAUUCCAGAAGUUUCUACUUGCAGCGGUACAUGCGGCUUUGGAGUGAAUGGCCGCGUAUGCUACAGCAACGUACAUAGCUUCAAGCGAUAUCAGUGAGGCUAUUUUUGUCCUUUUAAUUUAAAAUUAGUCCUAUACCCGAGUUAAAAUGUUUGGGGUCUUAAGAUGUUUUCUAUUCGGCUGAAAUUUGUUUGUCUGAACUGGUCCGAUCUGUUCUGGUAAACGUUUGGUCUUUGUGUAUUUUAGAACUACGGAAGUCUGAUCUGGUCUGAUCUGAUCUAAUCUGGUCAAAUCUAGGACUGAAAAUAGUCCAAAAGAAAACAUCCUUAUUUGCUUCACAUGCCUAUGUUUUAGUCCUAUUUGUGUCUUUUUCCCUUCCGCAUCUCCCUGCACAUCUCUCACAUCUCUUCCCAGCACAUUUCUUCACAACGCACCUUUAUGGUUGUGCCAAACCCCCAACAUCUUGAGCGUCACCACCAUCUUCAUCUCGAGCAAUCGCCUCUCCAUUGAAGCAAGUCGCCAACGUCGAAGCAUCGCAUGUCAGAAAUUGUGUCCUGCACCGCCACCAGAUAUUCACACCUUUGCCCUCUGUCGCCAUCGCAGCUCCACAACUUCGUCGCACGACACCAUAGAAGUUCUGACGCUCGACUUCGUUUUCAUCCCAUUCUGUCUCGCAGCAGGGAUGGAGAAACUGAGGAGAUAGGCUAGACUGGAGAUCUGGAUGGAUUACCAUAUCUGAGAUGGUGAUUAGAAAAUGACCAAACCAGAUCUGGGAAUGGUGGUGGCUAGGUUGAGGUACCGGGUGGUCAAAGUUGGGCUGGGUUGUUGAAGGUAGGCUUGGGAAGGGGUGAGUCAGGGCUGGGCUAUUCAUAAAUGGAGCUGCUGGAGUGGGGUGGUGUAAAGGCAGGGUAGUAGAGCAGGGGAUGGGGUUUGGGAGCUAGUGUGUACGGCUAAGUGUAGGCCAAGGGCGGCGGUGGGUUUUCAAGGGUGUCGAUGGUCGGAGGUUGUGAUGGUUGAGGGUUAGGGGAUGAUGGAGCAGGCAUUGGUGGUUUGGGCUGGGUAGCGAACAGCAAUAGUGGUGUUGGCGGUGGGGGCGGAUAAAGAGAUGAAAAAUGGCGGAUGGCGGAGGUGGUUGAUUGAUUGCUGGCGACGUUGGACGGUGGUAGUCGCAGGAGAUGUGCAAGGGUGAUGUUUCUGGUCGGUCACUAUAGGGUAGCGGCAGGUCAUUAACGAUGGUGGACGACAGCAAUGGUCAGUGGUGGCGCUGGUGGUGGUGGUGAACAGUUGCGCUUGUGAUGACGGUCACUAGCCAGAGGUGGCGGCAGUCACAAACAAGAGGCGGCGGUAGUCACUAAUGAGUGGCAGCGGCAAUCAUUGAUGGGGGCGAGGAAAGAAGGCUAAGGGUGGAUGAGAGACAUCCACCGAGCUGGCACCGCAGCACGACAAAGUGUAUGACAUAUACACUUUGUGAUAAUCCAUUUCUUAAUAAUCACCUGCAGCACGACAAAGUGUAUGACAUCGGCAUACUUGACGGCCAAGUUGAGAGACAUCCACCGAGCUGGCACCGCCGAAUUCAUCCCUGUGAUUGACGAGAAUCAUCGUGAGCAGCGACGCGACGCGACGCGACGCCGGAUCUCAAGGAAUAACCAGCGAAAAUCAUCUUACGGCUCCUCCCGUUCUCCUCCCAAAGCUUCCUCAGAUCAGAGUCUCGGACUCUUUGUUCAACAACCACUUCGCAGACAUCAAGAGGCCGUAGUGGACAUAGCCGCCGUUGAGGAGGAGCUUGUAAUCGCUCUCCCUGACCAGAUUGAGGCCGCGGAUGGCGAAGACCAUCUGGUAUGUCCAACGUAAGUACGUUGCGGCGGCUUCAAGCUUCUCUUCCUAAGAAACGAUGUGUGAGCUAGGGUUAUUUGGAUUCUACACGGGCUUAUUUGGAAACGUGCCGCUUAAAAAAUAUACUCCGUACUUCGUACAUUACGGCGCGCUUAGGGUCUGUUUGUAACUGCUUUUAAAAAAAUAUUUCUCAGUUUUUGGGUUUAGAAAAGCAUUUAUUUUCUCAAACAUUACAACUUUUAUUUUUCUCGGCUUCCGCGUCAAAAGUGCUUUUACUUUUUCUAUUACACAAAAAGCACUUAUUUUACCAAACACUACCCACUUUUACUUUUCAAAAUCACUUUUUUCUCAAACAUUAUCAACUUUUAUUUAAUCAUUUCUCCUCAUUUCAUUAAAAAAAACACUUUUUUAAAAGCAGAAACUGUUGCAAACAGACCCUUAUUUGUUGGAAUGCACCACACGCCCAUAACCUUUUUAAUUCCGUAUAAUUGAACUUUUUAAAUAUAUGCGGCGCUUAUUUUAAAGAUGCGCCGCACGAACGAAAAAAAAACAAAUUUUUAACUAAGAAUAUAACUUAUGCGGCGCUUUAAUUUAAAAAAGUGUCGUACGCAUUUUAAAAAAAAAAGAUUUUUUUCAAUAUGUCGAACUGGUGGAUAGCGCUUUAAAAUUAUAAGCGUCGUUCGUUAAGUUUUUACGGCGAUUAUUUAUUAAGUGCUGCAAAACAGGCGGCGCAAAAUAGGCACCACAGUUUAAUGUUUUUCCACUAGUGCAUGUUUAAAGCCUUGUAAUGCCAAACUUGGCAGAAAUUUACUCCUAUUCAGGGAAUAAAAAAUAUGAUACUUCUAUUUUGAU
Molecule: messenger RNA, 3148 nt
Organism: Cuscuta epithymum
Lineage: Eukaryota; Viridiplantae; Streptophyta; Magnoliopsida; Solanales; Convolvulaceae
Source: the annotation of a GenBank genome assembly